Molecule: messenger RNA, 2241 nt
Organism: Cyclocybe aegerita
Lineage: Eukaryota; Fungi; Basidiomycota; Agaricomycetes; Agaricales; Hemipholiotaceae
Source: the annotation of a GenBank genome assembly
AUGGCGGUUCUUCGUGGUCUGACUCCAAGUGUUACAGGGCCAUUCCGUCGUCGUCUUUCCUCGUCAGCCCACAGCCAUGCUCUUCGACUGCCUAAUGUGCCGCUCGAUGUUCAUCCCGAAGUAGAGGACGCCCUCGCCCAUAACAUACCGGUUGUGGCUCUUGAAACCGCUCUUGUAACCCAUGGCCUUCCUUACCCAGAUAGCCUUCAAGUUCCUCUUGCUCUCGAAGAGAUUGUCAGAUCGACGGGUUGUAUUCCUGCAACCAUCGGCCUCAUCGAAGGACGCGUCAAAAUCGGCUUGGAGAGACAUGAACUGGGCAGAUUGGCACACCGCCAAGAGAGACCUGCAAAGAUAUCUCGACGCGACAUCGCUGCAGCCAUUGCAAGUGGGAGGGAUGGAGGUACUACUUGCAGCGCGACCCUCGUAUUCUCUGCCCUAGCUGGUAUCAAGGUCUUUGCCACAGGAGGCCUCGGGGGUGUCCACCGUGGCGGGGAGAAGUCCCUGGAUAUUUCUGCGGAUCUGCACGAAUUGACGCGCUGCCCAGUUGGUCUCGUUUCUGCUGGAGUUAAAUCUAUUCUAGACAUCGGCAGGACGCUCGAAUACCUUGAAACGUUGGGCGUUCCGGUACUGCCUUAUGGGAAAUCACGAGAGUUUCCUGCUUUUUUCUCUCGUCGCAGCGGCUACAAGGUCCCUUGGCAUGUGGAAGACCCUCAAACAGCGGCAAAGAUUCUUUACACUCAGGCACAGCUUGGGAUGCAAAACGGAGCACUGAUUGCGGUUCCCAUCCCCGAAGAAUAUGAAAAGCAAGGCGAGAAGAUCCAGCGCAUCGUGGAACGUGCCAUCAAAGAAUCAGAGGAGAAUGGCAUGAGCAAGUCGGGCAACGACGCUACUCCUUGGCUUCUGGACAGGAUUGCGAAACUCAGCGAGGGUAAAUCUUUGGCUUCUAAUAUUGCUCUUCUCAAGAACACAGCUCUUGUUGGGGGACAGAUUGCAGUCGAGCACCAAAAACUUGUCAACGAAGGGAUUUACGGCCCAAGUGAGAAAACGGUUGCAAGGCAGUCGUCUGGAAAGCCUGCACGUCCAUCCUCCGACUCGGAAUCCAAGAAAGCGAGGCUUACCCACCCCGCUACAGCGAAUGUCGUCGUCGUUGGCUCUGCAGCGAUAGACAUCACCGCUCAAGAAUUGCCUAACCAGAAUGCUGCCCUGGCCGUCCAUUCGACUGCUCCGGGCCACGUCAAAGUGUCACUGGGCGGAGUGGGUCGCAAUAUUGCUGAAGCCUCUCAUCGGGUGAUGAAAUCCAAAUACCCUGAACUCUCCUCGGUCCUUGUAUCAGCAAUUGGCAACGACGUGUUUGGCCGCAUUCUCGAAGAUGAACUCGUUGAAUUUGGCAUGCGAACAGACGGUCUCAUUAAGGUGGAUGCACCUAGCGCAGUUUGCAAUAUGGUGCUGGAUAGCAAAGGAACAUUGGUUGGUGGAGUAGCAGACAUGGGGAUCACUACCAGAAUGACAGCUGAGGCGAUCAUCCCAGAGAUCCAGAAACACGCCCCUUCCAUUGUCGUCUUGGAUGGAAACCUCCCACUCGACACAAUACAGGCGCUCACUGCUCAUUGCUAUGAUCACACUGUCAAGGUUCUCUUCGAACCAACAUCAACUAUUAAAUCAACGUCCAUACUCCCUGCAAUCGCUGCCAAUCUCCAGAAAGAUCCAUCGAGACCACCGGUUGACUUUUGCACCCCAAAUCUCCUUGAGCUCUCCCGGCUGUUCGAAGCAGCAAGUUCAGAACCAUUUUCUCUCAUGGAUCAUCCUGUUUGGUGGUCGGUGAUUGAUGGGCUAGGCUUGAGUUCCGCUUUCAACAAUGAUAUCGAACAAUUGGCACGGAGACAAGCGUCUGACGAAAAGUCCGGAGGAAGCCUAGCUUUCCUUGUCCAAGAUGGAGUCAUCCAACAGGCUGUUCAACUGCUCCCAUUCUUCCGGCACCUCGUCAUUAAAUGUGGUGAUUUGGGUGUCCUUGUUGUCAUGCGGAUAGCACCAGAAGAUGCUAGCAGUUCAGAAUGGGCUCAAGAACGCAGCAAUCCCCUCCAGAGACAUGUCGUUGUUGCAACGAAAUCAGGGGAAAUCAUCGUUGUUCAACACUUCCCAUCCCAUCAUCUCGAUGUCAUUACCAAUGUGACAGGAGCGGGUGAUUCCUUCGUCGGGACAUUGCUGGCAGCUUUGGCAAAAGAUUUGAAACAGCAGGAUUGA